Molecule: messenger RNA, 5363 nt
Organism: Hippocampus comes (tiger tail seahorse)
Lineage: Eukaryota; Metazoa; Chordata; Actinopteri; Syngnathiformes; Syngnathidae
Product: collagen alpha-1(XVII) chain-like
Exons: 52
Coding region: 259-4950 (1563 amino acids)
Biological process (GO): extracellular matrix organization
Molecular function (GO): extracellular matrix structural constituent conferring tensile strength
Source: RefSeq, a predicted model, not a curated record
AGUCACACAACUUAUACAUAAAAUCGCCAGACAUUUGCAAGGAAGAGCACACCAUAUUCUUUAGCACCUGCACUUAAUACCUGAGAAGAUAAUCAUUUGUUGGAAAAAUUAUCUGAGAGGUAAUUGUUCCUACUCUGCUAAAGCAAAACCAGUUCUGUUUGGAUCAGCAAAGGCACCAGAGGCGAAUUCAUCACCACCCAAGGACCUUUGUUGGCCGUCUCAUCAGGCGGAGGGAAUCCAGUAGCCUCAAACGCCACAAUGAGUUCAGUGGCGGGGUUACGCUCCGGAUUUGGGUCCUCCGGCACGUCGUCUGGGUUUGUGACCCUUGAAGAGAAGAGAGAAGGGAGUCCAGGUACGGUCACCUUUACAAAGGUGUCCAAAACCUACACAGCAUCAUCUCCUAUUUUGAAGGAUCGGAAGCUCAUGGUAACCAUGGCAGGAAAUAACGCUGAUGUUUUUGACGGGAGUUCAGGCACAGACUCAUCUCCUGAGUAUUCCAGGAAGGAGUAUGGCUCCUUAAAGGUACCGUCAAGUUCCACCACACGAGGGAGAUCUCAGAGUCGAGAGAGUGAGAUUCGAGCCAGGCUUCAGAGCGCUUCUCCUUCAGCAAGUUGGACCGAACUGGAUGAUGUGAAGCGUCUGCUGAGAGGAAGUCAGUCUGAGAACACCAGCACCAUUCAGUCUCCGAACAACUCUUUGCCCAUUCCCAAGAAGGCCACUGUCGAAACGAGAACCGUGUCUGAGAGCACCAGCACCAUUCAGUCCACAAACAACUCUUUGCCCAUUCCCAAGAAGGGCAUUGUAGAAACUCGAACCUUGUCUGAGAGCACCAGCACCAUUCAGUCUCCUAACAACUCACUCCUCAUCCCCAAGAAGUCCAGUGUGGACACUAGGAUUGUAUCUGAGAGCACCAGCACUAUUCAGUCGACCAACAACUCGCUGAUUAUUCCCAAGAUCACCAGUCUGGACACCAGGAUCGGGACAGACGUCUCAAAACCAGGUCUGUCCACAGCUCCAGAUCCCUAUGGUGGUGUUUGGCCUGGAAGUAUUAACAGCAGCUACAGCUACAAUACAAACCCCAACAACUUAACCACCACAUCUACCAUUUACCACUCAGGAGGUGGGCGAGGAGGAAGAGGAGUAGCAGGAGGCGGAGGAGGUGUUCAGAAGAAUAUGGCCUUUAGCUCUCCCCCUGUGCACAGUGGACUAUCUGUCAGCAGCACUGUGCCAGUGUAUGGUGUUCAGAAUAACCUCAUCAGUACCACCAGCCCUCCUGCUACCAUCUCUCCAGCUGGAACAAACACUGAAAUAGUUUAUGGCGUGCAGAAAAAUGUCUCCAGCCCUGCAGUCAGCACAACUACAGUGCGCCCCAGCAGUCCUUCUAUUGAUGAACCUUUGGGCAAAGAUUAUAAGUUUACGAUGAUAGAAAAGGACAAUACGCCUGUCAAGAAGGAAACAGAGCGACUUGUCAUGACCAAAGACACAGGCAAACAAUUCAUGUCUGCUGCUCCUGCAACUUCUUCAAUGUCUGCUGCUACCUACUCUGAUGACUCACUGAUGAGAGAGAAACACAAGUUUUCAAUGGGCACAAUGAAUGACGAAAGGGAUGCUAAAGCUGCACUCCUGAAAUAUGGCUCAAAAGAUAAAGUUGGCUGUGCAGAUGUGUGCAACGACGGCUCAUGCUUCGGCUUGAGCCGCUGCUGCCGCUGCAGUUGGUGGAAGUGGCUGCUGGGCCUCCUACUCAGCCUCCUCCUUCUUCUUGGUCUCCUCUUUGGACUCAUCGCUUUGAGUGAGGAAGUGAAACGGCUCAAGAAGCGAGUUGAAGCUGUGGAAGCCAUCACCGGCACUGCGUCAUCGAGGACUAGUCGUCUCUCUGGCAUCAACAUUGCCGAUCCGCUGGAUUCCAAAUACACGGACAGGAGUUAUUCUGGUUCCACACUGACUCACUCUGAUAAUGGAAUUGGUGUAGGGACUGCAAGAGGUUCAGGGGGGGACUUGCAGAGAACUGUCCAGCAGCUGGUGAGAAGUGAACUACGCUCUGAUGCUUUUAGAGACUCAUUGAAAGGAGCUAAAGGAGACCCUGGGAUGAAAGGUGAUCCAGGUGUUCUUGGGCUUCAAGGUGAUGCUGGAUUUCCUGGCCUACCAGGUCCUCCUGGACUGGUGGGCAACCCAGGAACAGAAGGACCCAGAGGUCCAAAGGGAAGCACAGGUGAUCCAGGUCUUCAGGGAUUACCAGGUCCAAAGGGUUUGGAUGGGCCAUCAGGAGUGCCUGGACUACCUGGUUUUGGACAGAAAGGAGAGAAAGGAUCUCAUGGCGAUCCGGGACCAGUUGGGGCUCCUGGACAAAUGGGGCUGAAAGGUGCUCUUGGUCCAAAGGGUUCCCAGGGUGACAAUGGAUAUCCAGGACAAAAAGGAACACCGGGCUUGCCAGGAAUCAAAGGGGCCUUGGGAGAGAGGGGACCUCGUGGCCCAGCAGGUGAACCUGGAAGAGAGGGACAAAAGGGCUCCAAGGGAAAUGCAGGCGAGGCAGGUUCAAUGGGACCAUCUGGGGCGAGGGGAUCAGCUGGGCUUCCUGGAGAUGACGGUCUUUCAGGUCCUCCAGGAAAUCAAGGCCCACCAGGUGUUCCUGGAAUCCCAGGACAGCCUGGUGCAAAAGGUGAAAUGGGUCCAGCUGGUCAAGUCAUUUCUGCAGCUGGCUCAGACACGGUCGCCAUCCCUGGACCACCAGGACCGACUGGACCUCCGGGUCCUGCUGGAGUUCCUGGUUUGUCUGGUCCCAUCGGUCCAACUGGAAACCCUGGUCUAAAAGGAGACAGAGGAGAGAAAGGGGAUAGAGGUGUGAGAGGAGAAGCUGGCACCAGCGUCACACGUUCAGAAACUGUCAGUUCAACACGAACUGGUAGUCUGUCUUCAUCGGCUGGGGUGACGGGCCCUCCAGGACCGCCAGGGCCACCGGGAGCUCCAGGUCUUCAAGGUCCUCCUGGUGAGUCAAGACAAGGUCUACCUGGGCGUAGAGGUCCGCCUGGAGAGCCAGGUAUUGGAGCACCUGGACCCGCAGGGCCAAAAGGAGAUGCUGGCAACUUUGUCCCUUCAUCAGGAACCUUCUUUGCUGGACCCCCAGGACCACCUGGACCUCCUGGACCCCAGGGCCCACAGGGUGAGCGAGGACUCCGAGGUUACCAAGGAGAAGCAGGUCAGCCAGGUUUGGCAGGAAUUCCAGGAGAACCAGGUGAUUCCGGAUUCUCUGGAGUCUCUCUCGGGGGCACAUCAAGACGAGGAUUACCCGGACCUCCUGGACCACCAGGUCCACCUGGAAGAGGUUGGAGUGCAUCAGGUUCAAGUGAAAUGGGCCAGUACAUUGCAGAGUACAUCCAGACUGGGAAUUUGAAGCAGUACCUGACGGGGCCUCCGGGGCCUCCAGGGCCUCCAGGGGUCUCAGCGGCCUCAGGUGCCGAGAUGGUGGAUGAUGUCGCAAGCCGAGUCAUCGCCUACAUUCAGAGUCAAGGCAGAGGAAAUAGUGGGACCUCCAGUUCUCUUGGUCUGACUCUUCAGAGCGGCUCCUUUUCUGUCGAUGACCUCAUCGCCAUUUUACAGCGAGAUGACGUGAGAAGGUAUGUUGCUGGUCCUCCUGGCCCACCAGGGCCCCCUGGAGCACCAGGUCAUGGAAGCUAUAGAUUUGACAUGGAGGAGGUAGCUGAACGUGCCCUCAGUCUGAUGAAAGAAAGGGGCAUGGUGGGUGUAUCUGGACAAGGAUAUGGCCUCUCAUCUAAGUAUCAUACUGCUGUUGGACCCCAGGGGCCACCCGGUGUACCCGGUCCACCUGGACCACCUGGAGCACCAGGAAGUGGAAACUACUUGAGCUCAGAUGUUCGUGAAUACUUGCAAAGUAUUGCCGGUCAAGGUCUUCCAGGUCCACCCGGUCCCCCUGGACCUAUGGGUCCACCUGGUACCAGCACCGAACUUACCUACAUUGAAGGUGUCACCGGUGAGACGAUCAGAGCAGAUAGGCGGGAAUAUGUCAGCAGUGACAGGACAAGAGGAAGUAUGUUUGGCAUUCCUGGUCCACCCGGCCCUCCUGGACCCCCGGGAGAAAAGGGAGAUUCAGGCGUAUCUGGUGGUAGAAACUGGAACCUGGACACUGGAGACUACUCCAGUAUGGCUGUCCGAGUAACAGAUUAUAUCAAAUCCCAGGGCCUGCUCCGGGAUGUUGUGAGGGAAUCUGGUGGUGCUGGCCAAGGUCCUCCUGGACCUCCUGGUCCUCCGGGAACUCCUGGAUACAGCCAAUGGUUUAGUUCUCAAGAUAAUGUUGUGGAUGUGGUGGCGUACCUCAAAUCCCAAGGUCUGCUCUAUGACUCUGGGAGAGAUCAAUAUGGCCAUGCUGGGCAGGGAGUCAGAGGACCACCUGGGCCUCCUGGACCCCCAGGGUCCAUGCUUUGGCUUGGCACUCAUGGGAACGCAACAGAUCUGGUGGAAUACAUAAGAUCUAACGGUGUGUUACACGACAUCAUCAGGGACUACAGCAAUCACAUCUUCCAAGGACCUCAAGGCCCACCUGGUCCUCCAGGUGCGCCGGGCCACAGUCAAGGCUUUGGUUUCAGUGGGAAUUACACACAUCUUGUGGAAUACCUCCAAUCACACGGUCUGAUUGGUGACAGUAGAUGGAGCAGCUAUGACCGCACUGCUCAAGGGCCACCAGGACUGCCCGGGCCUCCAGGAGCUCCCGGAUACAGCCGAGUGUUUGGCUCCCAAGAAAAUGUCACUGAUUUAGUGGAAUUCAUCAGAGUACACGGUGCCAUUGUCGGAGCACCAGGACAAAAAGGGGAAAUAGGAUUUCCAGGCCCUAAAGGAGACAGAGGUGACCGUGGUUAUCCAGGCCAGCAAGGACCCAAGGGAGAAAAAGGCGACUUCUCAGUGAUUUCAAGGAGAGCAAAGAGGCAUGUUGUGGUCUGAGUCACAUGACUAUGGGGAUGAAAGUGCACCAUUGUUUUCAUGUACGUUUGUUUGUUUUGCCACAGCAAAUGUAUGCUACAUUCUUUUUUUUCCAUGACUGUAUCCGCUUUGCUGUAGGAAUUGUACCGAAUGACUUUCAAACCAAUAGCCCAAGCUUUUUAAUGUGACUUUACGUGUCAAUUUAGACACAGCGAUGCAAUGAAACAAACUGCUGUUAUCAUUUUCAGAGUGUGUAUAUAUGUUGUACUUAUGUGCAAUUAAAUGUAGCUUUUGACUAAUUUAGUGGACCAACUUUACAAAGCUGGGGUUUACGUACGGGUUUCACACACACACACACACACACACACACACACACUAUGAGGUUAUUGACUUUCACAUAUACAGUAGUAGGUGAAACUAUAUUAUCGUUCUUU